Molecule: messenger RNA, 2326 nt
Organism: Paramuricea clavata
Lineage: Eukaryota; Metazoa; Cnidaria; Anthozoa; Malacalcyonacea; Plexauridae
Source: the annotation of a GenBank genome assembly
AUGAAGAAAUACGUUAUGAAAAAGAAGAUGGAAGAAUUACUAAAACGUCAUUCUGGCCCAGGACCUGCAAAGUACGCUCUACCUGGGACUAUAGGAAUAACUACAAGAGAUCCAAGACUUCGGCGGAGUCCAGCGUUUAGUUUCGGUCAGCGCAAUGAGAUACAAAGCGGAGACUGUAGCCCUGGACCGAAGUAUGCUAUUAAACCUAAUUCUACACAGCGUGGGGUAGAGACGGCGCCGAGGUUUUCAUUAUAUAGUAGGCCUGCUGAGCUUAAACCUCCUCUGGUUCCUGGCCCAGGUAAGGAAAUCUUAAUUAACGUCAGGGAUGGAUCCAGCAUAAACUGGGGGAGGGGUGUACCAGCUCUGAUGAGUUGUGUCAGUAAUGUGCGCCGCCUGCCCACCAACAUACAUCAGUACUUGCUUGAUUGUUGUUCAUAGUUCACUUAUCAUCAUCAAUGUUAUUACUCAAAUUACUGUAUCUCAUUUUUUCUCUUAUUUUUUGGCUUUAUCAUGAAAAAUAGCACCCCCUCUGGCCAACGCUAGGGGGUGCGCACCCCUCCCCCACUAAAUCCAUCCCUGAUUAACUUUAUACUGGACAACCCCCUGUUCACAACCCACUCAAAUGUCUCUCAUUUCCAGGCCAUUAUCUUCUACCAGAAAGACAUUAUCCACCUCACGAAACACGCGCUCCUAGUUUCUCGUUUGGGAUGCGCACGGAAUAUCGAAAACGUGACACGAAGCCUGCGCCUAAUUCUUACACAAUACCCGUGAUGAUCGGGCCCAAUGCAAUCAGUAUGCCGUCUUCACCUGCAUACUCACUGAAUGGCAGACCAAAGAGAGGAGGAUUUAGCGAGGAUUUGAAAAAGGUACGUUCUGAAGUAGAUACAAUGGCGUACACUCUGCAUCUGUCAUUUAAUAGAUCAUAGCCCUUGACUAAUAAAUAUACAGAAUCAACCCAGUAUAUUUUAUACUUAACAAAUAUAAAACAUUUUCCGUGUUGAUAUACAGUUAUAUCAACACGAGUGGAAAUUGGGAAAACGAGAAAUUGUGUGGAAACACGACGCCCGAAGGGCGGAGUGUUUUCAUACAAUUUCGAGUUUUCCCAACUUCCACGAGUGUUGAUAUAACUAUAUAUCAAUACGGAAAAAAUGUUUUAUAUUUGUUUUAUAAUAUAGUAAUGUCAAAAGCCCGAAGAAUAAGAAAAGGCGGAAAAUUUCCCGUGUUGACAUGGAGUUAUAUCAACACGGCUCUUAGCCAAUCAGCGUUCAGAAUUUACAAAUGCUAUAUUAUACAAAAAUAUGUUAUACAUUUGAUCAGAUGAAAUAUCCAUGUUAUUAGAAAAAUAGAGGCUCAGCGUGAAACAUAAUUAGUAAACAGACGCCCUCUGACCAAAGAAUAUUAUACUAAAUAUAUAUAUUCUCUGAUUGAUUUAUUUUUCAACUGCAAAGACGCCAGGUCCAGGAUCAUACAAGGUAAUCUGUCCAAAUACAUAUCGAACAAAACAACCCAAGUAUUCUCUAAAAGGACGCAAGUUUAUGCCAGGAGACAGAACAAUGAGACCAGGGCCAGGGAUCUACUCACCAGAAAAGGUACGCUGUAUAUUAUACUGACUUAAUUACACCAGAACUUACUAUACUAUUUCUGGGAAGUGGCGCCUUAAAAGCCAGAGGAACUGGUAACGAAGCCCACCAAGGCGUUAUGAUCGACACUCCUUAAAAAGAGGCGACAGACUCUAAAAAAGAGCGACAAACGACAGCUCCUGACUGGGAAAAAGCGACACAUUGCGAUUUGUAGGGUCAAAAGUGACAGCAACAUUUAUUACAAUAAAACAAGCGGCAAAGCAGCUACAAAAUGAGUGACAAGUGACCUAGGUUACACCUUUGGUGGGCCUCGAUAAUCACCAGAAGACUAUAUAUAGAAGACUGUAUAAAAGACUAUAUAAAAGACUGUAUAUAGCUUGUAAAUACUUGUAAUAAAAGGCCUCUUGAAGAAGAGGUGCCUACGAGCCCUGAAGAGCUACCGUUUUAAAAUAUUUUUAAAUAAUAAUAAAAAUAAUAAUAAUGCCAUUGUGAAAAAGGCUGCCUCGCACAUCAAAGAACACAGACGAUUUCGAAUUGAAGCAAAUAUCUAAUUAUAAUCGAUAGAUAUUCAGAUGAAUGGAUAUAUUAUAGACAUAGUGUCAAAAUGUUUCUCGUGUUUGCAAAAUAGACGACAGAAUCAAUAUUAAUGUUUUUAUCUCACUCUCUAGGUCACCAUCGCCAAAAAAUGUGCACCGGCUUUCUCGUUUGGAAUGAAACACGCCGCGCACAUAGUUCUGCCAUUGUAG